Messenger RNA from Anopheles gambiae (African malaria mosquito), 4844 nucleotides. RefSeq names its product 1-phosphatidylinositol 4,5-bisphosphate phosphodiesterase gamma-1 (gene sl). The record is from RefSeq and is a predicted model, not a curated record. Gene Ontology annotation, biological process: phosphatidylinositol-mediated signaling; positive regulation of epithelial cell migration; phospholipid catabolic process. Lineage: Eukaryota; Metazoa; Arthropoda; Insecta; Diptera; Culicidae. Gene Ontology annotation, molecular function: protein binding; phosphatidylinositol-4,5-bisphosphate phospholipase C activity. Bases 381 to 4055 code for a protein of 1224 amino acids. The transcript has 9 exons.
ACUUGUGCGCUGGCGUUUGACGUUUCACAUCCGACCAACGUUUAUUAUUCUUGUUUUCUUUUUUUUCCUCUCUCUCGCGAGCUUAAGUUUUCCUGUCGACGAUAGGACGGACGGAAACUUUCUUUUCCCUCCCGUCCCCGUUGCCUUCUUGGUAGUUUCGAAACGGGGCACAAUGUUUCCCGAGAUCGUGGACACGCACCGUUCCCGCAGCGCCCGAUCCACGUCGAUAUAAUAGUGCCCCCGGAUAUAAUAGUCUCCUGAAAGAACGAAAGAACGAGAGGCCUCUGUGUGUGUGCGCGCGAUUCGUUCGUUUCCUGCCAGCGCAACGCAAUUUUGGGCCCCCAAAGAAGGGGAAAAAGGGAAGAAAGUGUGGCAACAGGAUGAGCUUCAGCAUCGGCGGAACGGGCACCAGCUGCCUGGCGGCGCUCGGCGAGAUGGAACAGAUCAUCUGCCAGCUCGAGCGGGGCACCCUGAUCCAGAAGUUUUACCCCCGCAAACGGCCGGAAAAGAAAACGCUUAUGCUGCGCCGCGAAACGCGACAGAUCAUCUGGUCCUCGGUGCAGACGAACGGGCGCAGCAACUACGAGGGGUCGUUGGAGCUGCGCGAGGUGAAGGAGGUGCGGCCCGGCAAAAAGUCGAAAGACUUUGAGAAGUGGCCGGAAGAGGCCAAGAAGAGCGAACCGCGCAAAUGUUUCGUCAUCCUGCACGGGAAUGAUUUUAAGCUGCGCACCGUUUCGAUCGUGGCAUUCUCCGAAAAGGAAGCGGACAUGUGGCUGAAAGGACUGAAGUAUCUGAUCUCGGACACGGUGAGCGCCCCGUACUGGCUGCAGAUAGAGCGCUGGCUGCGGCGCGAAUUCUACCUGAUGGAGGCGAACGGCACGGCCAGCCUGAAGGACGUGCGGUCCUUUCUGCCGAAGAUUAACUGCAAAAUAUCCACCGCCAAGCUGAACGAAGUCUUCCACGAGGUGGACACGCGGCGCCGCAACGAGCUCGGGUUCGACGACUUUACCCGCCUGUACCAGCGGCUGAUACUGCCGCCGGCCUCGCUGCCGGAGUACUUUGACGGCCUGCGGAUGGCCACGUACAGCCAGAACGGGGAGACGGUGACGCUGCAAGAGUUUCGCCGCUUUCUCACCAAAGAGCAGCAGGAGGACGAGGGAAGUCCCGGUGGUGGGCACAGUGAGGAAACGGUGGCGAAGUUCAUCAACGACUACAUCCAGGAUCCGGCACGCGACGUGAGCGAACCGUACCUUCGGCUGCAUGAGUUUAUUGACUUUCUGUUUUCCCGCCAAAACGAAAUCUGGGACAAGCGGUGCGACACGGUGUACCAGGACAUGAGCCGCCCGCUCGCCCACUACUGGAUCUCGUCGUCGCACAACACCUACCUAACCGGGGACCAGUUUUCCAGCGAAUCGUCGGUCGAAGCGUACGCCCGGGCGCUGCGCAUGGGGUGCCGCUGCAUCGAGCUGGACUGCUGGGACGGGCCGGACAAUAUGCCGCUCAUCUUCCACGGCCACACGUUCACGACGCGCAUCAAGUUUAUGGACGUGAUACGCACGAUCAAGGAGCACGCGUUCAUCACGUCCGAGUACCCGCUGAUACUGUCGAUCGAGCAGAACUGCUCGCUGACGCAGCAGCGCCGGAUGGCGCAAGCGAUGCUGGAAGUGUUCGGGGAGAUGCUGCUGACGCAACCGAUCGACAAGGCGGAGGCGCAGCUACCGUCGCCACAGCAGCUGAAGCGCAAGAUUAUACUGAAGCACAAGAAGCUGCCGGAGAACGGGAUGCUGGUGGUGGACGAGGCGGGCAAGGAGUCGGCCGUACUGAUGCGCGGCAACGAUGAGAGCGAGCUGGACAUACGGAACACGGUGAAGAACGGGAUCCUCUACCUGGAGGACCCGGUGGACAAGGGCUGGAAUGCGCACUUUUUCGUGCUGACGCAGCACAAGCUCUUCUACACGGACAGUCAGCGCCCCGAUCGUGACGCGGAUGGACGGGAUGAUGAGCGCGAAGAGAACGGAUUCGCCACCAGCCGACAGUCCCGGGACGGGGCAGUGCUGUCGAACGAUGAGCUACACUUUGGCGAGAAUUGGUUCCACGGCAAGCUGUCGGGGGGACGCGAGGAGGCGGAAAAGUUGCUGCAACAGUUUUCCCACCUCGGCGAUGGGACGUUUCUCGUGCGCGAAAGCGUCACCUUCGUGGGGGACUACUGUCUGUCGUUCUGGCGCCAGGGCAAACCGAACCACUGUCGCAUCAAGCUCAAGCAGGACAAGGGCGUGACGAAGUACUACCUGAUGGAGAACGUGCUGUUCGAAAGUCUGUACAGCUUGAUCAUGUACUACCGGCAGAAUGCGUUGCGAAGUGCGGAAUUUUACAUCACACUAAAGGAACCGGUCCCCCAGCCGAACAAGCACGAGACGAAGGAAUGGUACCACCAGACGACCACGCGCGAACAGUCGGAAAUCGUGCUCAACCAGAUACCGCAGGAUGGCGCCUUUCUGGUGCGACCGAGUGAAAAGGGACCGAAAGCAUUCGUUAUAUCGUUUCGCGCGCACGGUAAGUUUAAACACUGCCGGAUCCGGGUGGAAGGCCGCCUGUACGAGAUGGGCGGGAUGGAGUUUGAAAGUUUGGUCGAUCUGGUCAACUUCUACUCGAAGCACCCACUGUACCGGAAGGUGACGCUCACGUACCCGAUACCGCGCGAGAUGAUACGCCGCAUCAACACGAUGGACGUUCCGGAGGAAAGUGGCGGCUACGGGUAUAUGGAUCCGGCCACGGUUACCAACGAAAACGUGACGGUAAAGGCGCUGUACGACUACAAGGCGCAGCGGGACGACGAGCUGUCGUUCUGCAAGCACGCCAUCAUCACGAACGUGGUGAAGCGGGGCAACGACUGGUGGCUGGGCGAUUACGGUGGCAAGCGGCAGCACUACUUCCCCGCCAACUACGUGCAGGAGCUGAGCGCAAUGGACGACGGGACGCUGGUGGAGGAGGGCGCCAACGAGCCGCUGAUGCUGGGCAGCCUGCAGAAGGGCUCGCUGGACGUGCAUGGGGCGGUGGUGGAGAUGGCGUACAGCAACCAUCCGGACAUUGAGCGCAUCCUGCGCAUCCAAAACCCCACGAUGCAGAACGUGUUCGAGGUGGGCGUGCAGACGAAAGAGCUGGCGUACGAGUGGAUGUGCGCGAUCAAGGAGGCGGCGCAGAACGCGAGCGCGAUGGAGAACGAGCGGCGCAAGAUGGAGCGUAACUCGCGCGUCGCCAAGGAGAUGUCCGAUCUGAUCAUCUACUGCCGCAGCGUGCCGUUCAAGCAUCAUCCGGCGGCGUGGGUGUUUUACGAAAUGUCCAGCUUCCCGGAGACGAAGGCGGAAAAGUACUUUCUGCAGGCGGAAACGCGCGCCCUGUUUGUGCGGUACCACCGGAACCAUCUGAGCCGGGUGUACCCGAAGGGGCAGCGGCUCGACUCGUCCAACUACCAUCCGACGGCACUGUGGAACUGUGGGUCGCAGAUGAUUGCGCUCAACUUCCAGACGCCGGACAAACCGAUGCAGCUGAAUCAGGCCAAGUUUCGGGACAAUGGCGGUUGCGGGUAUUUGCUGAAGCCGGAGUUUAUGUUUCGCGAUGAGUUCGAUCCGACCGAUCCGAACACGCUGGUCGGGGUGGGCGAGGUGAUCGUGAACGUGCGCAUCAUUGGCGGGCGCAAUCUGUGCAAGGUGAGCCGCAACAUUACCAGCCCGCUGGUGGAGGUGGAAGUGCUGGGCGCAUCGUUCGACGGUGGCAUCAAGCAUCGUACCAGAGCGAUAGCGGACAACGGGCUGAACCCGAUCUGGAACGAAAUCUGCGAGUUUCGGAUAGCGAAUCCACACUUUGCGAUGAUACGGUUCGAGGUGCAGGACGAGGACAUGUUCGGCGAGCCGAACUUUAUUGGCCAGGCCGUCUUUCCGCUCGGCUCGAUCCGCACCGGCUACCGGAGCGUGGUGCUGCGCAACAAGUACAGCGAGGAGCUCGAGCUGGCCACACUGCUGGUGCACACCAGCAUCCGGCCACUGCAGACGGAGUGACGCCCGCCCGGGGUGCACGGUUACGGGUUGUCACUCUCUCGCUCUCUCUCGCUCUCUCUCUCCCUAUCGUUUCUUUCACUGAUGUUUUGGUUUCCGCUGUGUCUUACCCGCAAUGUGGCUUAUCGAUCGUGGAGUCUAGAGAACGAAUGCUAAUCUAGCGUUUGAACAGUAUUUGAAACGAAAGCAUGUUACGUCUGUGUGUGUGUGUGUGUGUGUGUGGAUGUUUUUUUUGUGUACAACAAUGGCGCGAAACGCGCAACAAUCGAAUGUGCCUCUACCAUUAUACUACAUUGUAUAGAUAUAGAUAUAUAUAUAUAUAUACACAUAUAUUGCAAAAGCAAAAGCGUAAAAAAGAUUUAUAAUCAGUUAAGCGAUCAUUAAAUGGUGUCUAAGGGUUUGUUACACAGAAUCGCACACAGGAAACAGGGGAAAAACACGGGUAGCAGCACCACAAUGCGCACACAAAUCGGGUACAAUGGGAGCAUUUGCUACACAGCAUCGUUGUGUAAGAUUCUUGCCCCCCGGGGAGGCAAGGAUCCAAGGGUUAAAAUGAUCAUCAUCAUCAUCAUCCCCUGCUAUAUACUUUUAUGUAUCCCGCACCAUCGGUUUGGUCGGUGUAGGAUGGAAACCAGUGAGCUUAUUGAACAAAAAUGGAACAAAAAGAAGAAGAAGAAGAAGACGUUAACUGAAGCAUUCAAUAGGAAAAGCCAUAAAUGUGUUACAUUAUGUACAAGUGAUGAAAGCAAUAAAGUGUGUGUAUGUGAUCGGUUUUGAUUCGAUGCGCAACAA